Molecule: messenger RNA, 501 nt
Organism: Cooperia oncophora
Lineage: Eukaryota; Metazoa; Nematoda; Chromadorea; Rhabditida; Trichostrongylidae
Source: the annotation of a GenBank genome assembly
AUGCGUUUGGAAAACCCACUCCAAAGAAGUUGGAAAAAAGUUUGGAAAAAAGUUUUAGAGCUAAAUCUGGUGAUUUUGAAGGUAUCCUACUAUUCACCGGACAACGCCAAUCCGUACACAUACUGGAGCCCGACUAAGCUCGAUGCGGCAGCCGGUUGGGUCAUGCGCGCAGAGGAGGUCGCUCGAUUGUUCGCCUUAUUGGAAUCGCACAAACGCAAGUGGUAUUGGAUUUUGGUGCAGCCCAGCGCCGCGAAGCAAAGCUAUGGACGUGGUGGAGUGCAACUAGGUGAUGAUGGCUCACUAUACCACAUAGGUUCAUUGGCCGGAUCAGAGGCCAUAGGAUUAUUCUCGAGGAGACACACAGGUAGCCAUUCUAACAAACACUCGCGGCCGAGAACAAGCACAACACACGGCAUGGAUGGAACGACUUUGCCGUUUAUUCGCCGCACAUGUCUUACCGUAAUGUCCGACCGGAUUCUGUCACGCCAUCAUUUUCACUAA